UCUUACGUUCCAUCUCCUUCACUCCUCCCCCCACAUCCUCUAAUCCCUCUCCUUCCACCUAUGGCCGUCCUUCCCGGGGCAGCCAGUGUCCCUGUUGUGAAAAUUCUCCAUCACAACCACGCGGCGCCCGCUACUUCACUCCACGGUGGAUCGAUCGCUCUCUCCUCGUCUCCGAGUCCCCGUCUGUCAGGAAGCAGACGAGUCGCCGAAAGCCGCGGCGUACUACGCGCCAGUGGGCGUCCGCUGUCCCAGCAGGAGCGCAUCCAGAGAGCCCGGCUGAUCCGCCACCACCGCCGCGCUCCCUCCCCGCUCAUCUGCCCCGCUCCCGCGCCACCCAUGGCGGAAUCAACCGUCGCCGCCGCUGCGCCUGGCGGGGGAGGUGCGGGGGCGUUGGCGGUCGAUCGGUCGGCGCUAGGACAGAGGCUAUUGGCGCUGGGCAGGGGACGGCUGAGGUUGUUCCUUGACACUGCUGACGUGGCAGAAUGGGAUAAGUGGCUUCCGACAGGGAUAUUCCAUGGCGUGACCACCAACCCGUUGCUCCUGGAGCGGGCAGGGAGGGAGUGCUCCGUGGACGCCCUGGCAAAGCUGGCCCACAUGGCUUUUGACCUGGGCGCACAGGAGAUUCAGCUGCAGACGUGGGGGGCCACCGUGGAGGAGAUGGUUGACACGGGCAAGCGCCUGGGCAUCAUCGACCCACGUGUCGUGAUCAAGAUUCCAGCGACGGUGGAUGGCAUUCAGGCAGCCCGGCAGCUGAUCUCCUCAUGGGGCUUCAGAGUCACACUCACUGCCGUCUAUGCCUCGCACCAGGUGCUGCUAGCGCAGGGCGUGGGGGCGCAGUAUGCGGCGCCGUACCUGGGGAGAAUGGAUGCGCUGGGUAAAGACGGCAAGGCCGAGAUCAUCGCCAUGCAGCGUGCCGUCUCGGCCACCAGCAGUGCAACGCGUGUGCUGGUGGCGAGUGUGAGGGCACCGGGGGAGGUAUCGGCACUGGCAGCAGCAGGCGUGGAUACAUUCGCGCUGCCCCCGGCCAUAGUGGCGCGCAUGCUGCACGUGCCCGAGACAGAAACAGCUGCUGCUGACUUUGAGCGAGCAGCGCUGGCGCAAGAACCCAAGGACAACUGACAGCUUGAAGAUUCACAGCUUUGGAAAUUGGUUCAUUCACAUCACAGCACUGAAUUUUGCUGGGUAGGGCGUAGGUAGGAACACUAAGUUUUGAUGUUCCUAGCCUGUGUGGGUAUGUACUAUGUAGGCACUAUCUAUUGCUCUCUCUGGGCAUUUCACUGGUGGUGUUAGCUUGCAUGGAUUUGAAUCCGGUGUUUCGCAUCGCAUCCAUGGUAUGGAAUGGAA
Molecule: messenger RNA, 1344 nt
Organism: Closterium sp. NIES-67
Lineage: Eukaryota; Viridiplantae; Streptophyta; Zygnematophyceae; Desmidiales; Closteriaceae
Source: the annotation of a GenBank genome assembly